Messenger RNA from Patiria miniata (bat star), 3187 nucleotides. RefSeq names its product mitochondrial fission 1 protein-like (gene fis1). Gene Ontology annotation, biological process: mitochondrial fission; autophagy of mitochondrion; peroxisome fission. Gene Ontology annotation, cellular component: peroxisomal membrane; mitochondrial outer membrane. The transcript has 4 exons. The record is from RefSeq and is a predicted model, not a curated record. NCBI's taxonomy places the organism in Eukaryota, Metazoa, Echinodermata, Asteroidea, Valvatida, Asterinidae. Gene Ontology annotation, molecular function: protein binding. The coding region runs from base 54 to 503 and encodes 149 amino acids.
AUUUGGCCAUAACCUCUUACGGUCACCCUGAGCUGAUGCGUAGCUGAUCCAAGAUGGAGGCGAUCGUGGAGGAAAUAGUUACCAUUGAGGAUCUUAAGAAAUUUGAGCAGAUUUACAAUUGUGAGUUGGCCCGAGGCAAGGUGAGCGGCCGCUCCAAGUUCAACUAUGCCUGGUGCUUGAUCAGGAGCCGCUACACCAAUGACCUGAGGAAGGGGGUGUACUUGCUGGAGGAGCUUCUACGAGAAGGUAACCCUCAGGUGCAGCGGGAUUGCCUGUUCUACCUGGGUGUCGGCUAUUACAGGUUAAAGGACUACACAAAAGCUUUGAAGUAUGUACAAGGCAUUCAGCAAAUUGAGCCCAACAACACCCAAGCCAAAGACUUGGAACAACUCAUCGGCAAAAAGAUGAAACGAGACGGCUUAAUGGGGAUGGCAAUAGUAGGCGGUGCGGUUCUAGCAGUGGGCGGACUGGUUGGAGCAGGAAUAGCUCUCUCCAAAAAGUAGAAUGUUGGGACUGUGCAACUCUAUAUCCAGCGACCAUUUGAGUACUACUGCAUACCCGUCAAUGAAAUGAGAGAGGGCGCUAUUUAGUUGUCACCCAUCACAGCAGCAGUGCCUGGUUCUGCAUUCCCUGUGGUACAGUUAUGUGACUACAGAGAAUAUUGCUGCAUGGUGAUGGGCAACAGAGGGCAUGACUUUUGAGGUGGACAUAAAAGAGUGUGUUAAUUAUUCCUUCAUUCCAUUCAUUACUGAUAUCCUGAAAAUAGGUGUCGAUGCUGAAUGCUAUAAGUGCAUUUUUUGAACUACAGAGGGCGCUGUUUAUGAUAAGCAGGCAACGUCAAUGGCUAGAACCAAGUUCCAAAUCAGUUGACAGUGGAAAGUCAAAGGGACAACUAAGCCCAGAAGAGCAAGAGGAAUACAGUCAUUGCUGGUGUUAAAUCAGAAUGGUGAGGAAAUUGAUGAAAUCUAAACAGAGACAGUAAAUACAAAUCCUAGCCCUCCACGAUUCUUCAAAAUCCAGUGGCAGUGGAGGAUUUUGCAGGAUGUAGGUUGCUAGAAAAAUGAACUAGAUGUACCGACAUUUACUUCUCAUUUUAUUUUCCCCAAAACUCUCCUAGGGUAACGUUAACUCACAACUGGUAUCCACAGACUGCACAAUUAUCUUCGCUAAUACUUCUGCGUUAUUACAAACAGCUUUGCCUGUUUUUGUCAAUGAGUGAAAUUUUAAAGCAUAUUACAGCAAAAUGUGACAAAUCUGAGUAUAUGGAACAGACCCCAACUUUACAGUUGUCAAAGAUGAACUUGGUUAAAAAACACAUAAUGUUCCCACAAGAUAAUGCUUCCAAUCUACACGCACUGUAAGUGGUAUCGUCGUUGAACAAUUUUUGUGCAUAUUCUAUAUCCUAAUGUACAUGUGGUAAUUAAAUCAAUACAAGUGUACAUUGUGUAUAUAUAUAUAUUUUGCUUCCUUAUUGGGAGUAUUUAAUAUGAAAAAUACAGCAGAGAUGAGGUUGCAGAUGUCAUACAUUUCAGACUGCCCUGGGUAUCUCAAGUGUGGGGACCUUAGGCUGGUAUAACAUAUCACAGAAUAUUUCAGAUGGUCAGAAUUCAAUAGUCUACUUUUCUUUUCUUUUUUAAUGUCAAAUUGGCGGUCAUUUUGUGAAAAAGUAAAAUGCAUGUAGGUGCAACAAAGAUGUAUUUUUAUUAGGGCUGUCCAAAUUCGAAUAAUUGGGUAUUUGAUUAUUGGGAACUGUUAAUUAUUCAAAACUCUGAUCAAGUUUUACACACACCAGCUGCAAGUGUGUGCCGCGCCGGUGAAAGGUUGCAUGCAAAGCGCCGGUUCAAAUUUGCAUGCGGCGAUCCACAUUAUGGACUGCUGGAGUGAUUUGCAAUAAGUGUUUUAUAAGAGUCAAGGGCUUGAACCUGCUGAAAGGAUGGGAGCAACGAACCACCAUCGACAACAAAAGUGGCAUCUGACAAUUAAGGGCCACAACAUUGCGAUUAAAAGAACAUCACAUGCGUAGUUUUUUCUUCUUUUUUUCUCAAAUAUUCAACCCUAUUCGAAUAUUCAGUUAUGAUAGAAUAUUAGUUAUGUAUAUGCGGGACAGCCCUAAUUUUUUUAUAACAUGUCAUACAAAAAACGCUUACAAUUGAAAGUCCACUCUGGCUUGUAAAUACUGAAGCUGUAUAUUCGUAUGAAGUGAAUAUGUCAUUUUUCAAAUUAAAAGUUGAUGCUAUUUGAAGCAGUCAUUUCUCAGCUCUUAUUUCCCAGUCGCAUGCCUGUGAUGUGUGAUGCAGCAAAAGAUGUCUUUUUUUAUAAUCAAGUUGGUUAUCAGGGAAUAUCGGCACUAAAUGAUGUCCUUAAUAUUUUUAAAGUAGUUGAGAAUCCCACUCAUCCUGUAUGCCGGACUAGUUAUAAUCUGGUCAUGUGUAGUUUGUUCUUCCACCUCUGUGACAAGGGUUCAAUUGCUACCUAUGCAGAUAUGGCAGGAAUGGGCUGUUCAGUCCUUUUCUGAUUCUUUGGUUCAUCAGAAUAUAUUCAUGUAGAGGUUUGCCUCCAAACUCUAAAACAGAUUUUUCUUCGUCACCUUGGAGGAAUCUUAAGUAAAAUACUGCCAUGAAACUGGCCAGGUGACGGUUAAACAUCUAGAUAUCUGACCUUUUAAAAGUUUUUCGAAUAAUUAUUAUAAUUUGUUGAUACUAAAAAAACAUUUUGGUCAUUAUUUCUACCUUUUAAAUACACGUAUGUUUUGUUAGGAAAUAGGUUUGGUUUGACAUAAGGCAAGAUUUUCAUGCCAUUAUAAACUUACAGACUGCAGCAUAUAAAAAUGCACACAUGUAUUUAUUUGGGCUUGGAAUACUGGUUUUUGGACAUAUUGUUUCAAAAUCUGGUUUUUCCUCUUUGUGUGUGUUUUUUUUUUGCAGAAAGCAAGUUGUGAAUUCCAUGUACCUAUAUUUAUUAUAUACAUUAAAUUGUUCAUACAUGUAUGUUUAGUUCAUAUUAUCUCCAAUUAAACAUAUGAUCUCUUAUUAUACGGUGACCUUUCUCAUAAGACCCCAUCUUAGAAAUCAAAGUGGGGCAAAUAAUGCAAACAGAAAUGACUAGUGCAGACUCAUAUAAUUUGUGAAGUACUGCUACUCACAGGUCACAAUGUCAAAAUAAACUAGACUUUGUAGGAACAACUACA